GAACACCCAUUUGAAUAAAUCAUUAUCUCUCUUUGCCUCUUUCGGCAAAUAACGUCUGACUCUGCGACUUCCAACACUAAGGCCCUCAUUCUUUGAGGUUUUCUAGGUGCCAUUCGUAUGUAUACCUUCAGCUGUGAAGCUGAUUCUUUUUAGGGUUUUGGGGCUCCUUUUGGGUUUCAAUGGAGAUCCCGCAGGUCCCUGUCGCUCUUUCUGCUGCCCGAUUAUGGAGAUCACCCACGAAUUUGGCGGUGCUUAUACCAAAUUUAGGAUUUGUUAAGGUGGUCUCGCCUAAUAAGUUUCAGAGGUGUAAUGGCGUUUUUCUUAAUGGGAGUGAUCGGAGAUUGAUGGGGUUUUGUAGUUUGAAAGGUAAUAGUGGUUUUGUUGGAGAGAGGGAUUUGGAAGGGGUUUUGUUGGAGCGUAAUGGGCUAGAACAUUCCUCUGAAAGUGAUAAAUUGGGACCUGAUGAUUCCAAUGUUGAUUCAUCCAGUGAUAGAAAACAAAGUGUUAGUGGGGAAGAAGGGGUUAAAACGAAGCCUAAGAUAACCCAAAAUAUUGUCUUUGUAGCUUCUGAAGCCAACCCAUAUGCUAAGACAGGAGGCUUAGGAGAUGUUGUUGGGUCUCUCCCCGUUGUUCUGGCUAGGCGCGGUCAUCGUGUAAUGGUGGUAAUUCCAAGGUAUAUGAAUGGAAUCACUGAUAAGGUGUAUGGAAAUGCAUUAGAUACUAAGUUGAGAAUCAAAGUUUCAUGUUUUGGAGGAGACCAUGAAGUUGCAUUCUUCCAUGAGUACAAGGAAGGAGUUGAUUGGGUCUUUGUCAACCAUCCUUCCUAUCACAGGCCAGGAAAUCCAUAUGGUGAUAAUUUUGGUGCGUUUGGUGAUAAUCAGUUCCGUUUUACUUUGUUUUGCUAUGCUGCUUGUGAGGCUCCAUUAGUUCUUCCAUUAGGAGGUUACAUUUACGGGGAAAGAUGCAUAUUCCUUGUUAAUGACUGGCAUGCGAGUCUUGUACCGAUAUUGUUGGCAGCUAAAUAUCGCCCAUAUGGAGUUUAUAAGCAUGCCCGUAGUGUUCUUGUCAUACAUAACCUUGCACAUCAGGGAGUGGAACCAGCAACAACCUUUGGAAAUCUUGGAUUGCCUCCUGAAUGGUAUGGUGCACUGGAAUGGGUUUUCCCCACUUGGGCACGGAAGCAUGCUCUCGAUAGAGGUGAAGCUGUUAAUCCUUUGAAGGGUGGAAUUGUUACAGCUGAUCGCAUAGUGACAGUUAGCCAGGGAUAUGCCUGGGAAAUUACAACUGCUGAGGGUGGCACUGGGCUUGAUGAGCUCCUGCGGAGCCGGAAAAGUGUCAUAAAUGGAAUAACAAAUGGUAUUGAUAUUGACGAGUGGAACCCAGUAUCUGACAGGCAUAUAUCUUGUCAAUACUCUGUUAUUGAUCUCUCUGGAAAGGCUGAGUGCAAGUUGGCUUUGCAAAAGGAACUUGGUUUGGCAGUGAGACCCGAUGUUCCACUGGUUGGAUUUAUUGGAAGACUGGACUACCAAAAGGGUGUUGACCUGAUUAGAUCCUCACUUGAUGAACUUAUGCAAGAUGAUGUCCAAUUUAUCAUGCUUGGGUCAGGAGACCCAGACAUAGAACAGUGGAUGAGAACUGCAGAGUGCAAUUACAGGGAUAAAUUUCGAGGUUGGGUUGGAUUCAGUGUCCCUGUUUCUCACAGAGUCACCGCAGGGUGUGAUAUUUUACUCAUGCCCUCAAGAUUUGAGCCUUGUGGCCUAAAUCAGCUCUAUGCCAUGAGAUAUGGAACUGUCCCUGUCGUGCACGGCACAGGUGGACUCAAGGAUACUGUGGAAAACUUUGACCCUUUUGCUAAUGGAGGUGAAGGUCGUGGCACAGGGUGGAGUUUUUCUCCUUUGUCAAAGGAGGCCAUGCUUGGGACAUUACGAAUAGCAACGCAGACGUACAGGGAGUAUAAGAAUUCAUGGGAAGGUAUAAUGAGAAGGGGAAUGGAGAGAGACUACACUUGGGAGAAGGCUGCCGCUCAAUAUGAGCAGGUCUUUCAAUGGGCCAUGAUGGAUCCCCCCUAUUGUAACAUGACCUAAGAACAUGGUCUUUGCCUCCCUUUCUCCAUUUUUUGUUUGUUAUUUUUUCCCAUUUAUUCCCUCUAAAUCUUUUUGCUUCUUCAUAUUUAUCAUAUUUUUUGUAUCAGUGGAAAUUUUGAAGGGUAUCAUGGUAGUCUGUUCCUUGUAUAUUUGUUGGUGGUGGGAGCACAAAUUCUUGAUAUGAACAUGAGAAUUUAUGCGGUGGCGGCAUUGCAGAACCCACUAUAAUUUCUCAUAAUUGAUCUAAUAUGAGUUAAGAGGAGAUUAUAUAGGCCA
This is a messenger RNA of Amborella trichopoda, 2360 nucleotides long. The record is from RefSeq and is a predicted model, not a curated record. NCBI's taxonomy places the organism in Eukaryota, Viridiplantae, Streptophyta, Magnoliopsida, Amborellales, Amborellaceae.